Molecule: messenger RNA, 2547 nt
Organism: Rhea pennata
Lineage: Eukaryota; Metazoa; Chordata; Aves; Rheiformes; Rheidae
Product: ADP-ribosyl cyclase/cyclic ADP-ribose hydrolase 1-like
Exons: 8
Coding region: 1-930 (309 amino acids)
Biological process (GO): positive regulation of B cell proliferation
Cellular component (GO): plasma membrane
Molecular function (GO): phosphorus-oxygen lyase activity; NAD+ nucleosidase activity
Source: RefSeq, a predicted model, not a curated record
AUGCCUCUCCAGCCCAGCUCUGCCGGGACGUGGCUGCGCGCCGUCCUUCUAGCAGGCGUCGUGGUCCUGCUCGUGUCCCUCAUCGUUGCUAUCAUCUUGGGUGCUUCUGCUCUGACUGGGGGAAAGCAGGAGAGCAGUCCAAAAAUGCUGAAAUGGAAGGACAGAGGGACCACCAGGAACCUCCAAGAAGUCAUCCUGGGAAGGUGCUACAGCUAUGUUACAGCACACUAUCCUGAGCUUCGAGAUAAAGAUUGUCUAAAAAUAUGGGAAUCAUUAAAGCAUGCAUUCAUUUACAAGAAUCCCUGCAAUAUUACAGCAGAAGAUUAUCAGCCUUUAAUGGAGCUAGCAAGUCAUCCUAUACCCUGCAACAAGUCACUGUUUUGGAGCAAGACAAAUGAUCUCGUUCAUCGUUAUACAAAGUCCAAUCACAAUUUCCUUACCCUGGAGGAUACCUUGUUGGGCUAUAUGGCUGACAGGAUUUCAUGGUGUGGAGACCCCUCUGCCCCAGGAAUCAACUACGAAUCUUGUCCAAAACGGAGCGAAUGUGAGAGCAACCCUAGCUCUGUAUUCUGGAAAAAGGCAUCCAAGAUGUUUGCAGAAGCAGCAUGUGGUGUGGUUCAAGUGAUGCUCAACGGAUCAGUAGAAACCGGAGCUUUUAGAAGCAGCAGCAUUUUUGGAAGUAUUGAAAUCUCUAACUUAAAUCCAGAUAAGGUCUCUGCAGUACAGAUUUGGCUUAUGCAUGACAUUGGUGGACCUCAAAGUGAGUCCUGCUCAGGUCAUUCCAUAAAGAGGUUAAAAGGCGUCUUGGAAGAGCGAAACUUCAAGAUCACCUGUGAAGAAAAUCAUAGGCCAGUUCAGCUCCUUCAAUGUGUAAAUAAUCCUGACCAUGCAGACUGCAGACUUUGCAGCAGCAAUGUGGAAACUCCAUGAAACAGUGUUCUACACUAUUUAAGACAUUCUUUAAUUGUAUGUGAAACUGAGAGAGAAGAUGUGCCUACAUAGUUUAGAGUGAUAAAUAGCACUAUGGUGUGUACAGAGUCAAUAAGCAGAAAUCCUUGCUGUUGAUGACAGUCAAGUAACAGGUGAUAUUUUAGGUGCAAUUACUGUACACAUGCACACAAACAAACACAUGUAUUAUUUUAGAAAGGCCGGGGAUCAAUAUCUGAGGACAGAUGUUUAGUUCUAGUUUGUUCUCUUUUGCACAGCUCCUGUUGUGCACAGAGAAAGGAAUUAGAACAGGGAUUCCUGGGGCAUGCAUAGAGAAGAGACUUUCCAGUGAAGACAAAGCUUGCCAGGGUCAGCUUUCUGCUUCCUUUUCUCAAAAUGCUGGAAGAAAAAUGACUGGAGCAUGCUGCACUCUUGCAGUUCCCAAGUGGAAUAUCCCCUAGAAGGCAAUAUCAUCCAGUGGUGCAUAUUAUAAAUUCACAUGAGCUACUUUAAUUUAUAUAGGUCAGGAGAGUGAAUGAGGAAGACUUGAAGUUUCUCUUCUUCUACUCCUCCCAUGAGUCAAGCAGAUCCAAACACAGUUCUGACCUUUUCUCCUAGGGACUCCAGCAACUCUGAGAGGCAAAGCAAACAGUGGAAAAGACAGAGCUGUCCUUACCUUUUAAUGAGCAUCACAGAAAGUGGCUAGUUGGGAAAUAGCUGAGCCAAGCCAAGGCAAAGACCAGAAUCUGCUCAGAGCACUGCCAGCAUCUGUAAGAACACAUUGAGUGUGUAGCUGGGGAGAGAAAAUAGUAAGACUGACUCAGACAUUUCAAUUAAAAUUCUACUCAGUACAGUUCUGGGAACACAGCUGCAGUUCGGAUUACAUUUUAUUCUUAAUAUAGCAGUAAGUGUAAGCCUUCCAACAUUCAUAAAUGGCCCCUUAAGCCACAGUUUGGCCAUCCAAGAGAGAAACAUCAGAAGGUUGCCAAAAUAAGGAGUCUCUCUUGACUUGAGUUUUUUAGGCGAAAGGUGAUGACUUGCAGUAUGUAAUUCACAAGCAUGGACAUGUUGUAAUACAGUGAAAUAGUAGGUUUCAUUGAUUUUCUUUGGUUUCUAUUUUGCAGUUCUCAUAUGCUUAUUCAAGAACAGUGUUUAUAAGAAAAUAAAGAUCUGAGGCUAGCUUCUGGCCUCACCUAUAGUACGUAUAUGCAGUGCCACUGACAUCAAGAGAAAAGGCUUUUCUCUGGAUAUAUUCCUAGAUGUUGCAAUGCCAGGAUAACCAGCAAUUUGCCAAUUCAUUAAGUAGACAGAAAUUUUCAUGAUCCAACAGGCAGAAUGCUACAGUGCUAAAUAUUUUAGUGACUACACAGCAUCUGAAGGGUCCUUAUGGUACUAUGUAAGCCAGUAUAAUUUAGAGCAUCUCUAGAUAAAUCUUUACCCUGUAAUACAUGGGCCUGCACUGAGCAUACCCUGACACACCCAAGGCCUUGUCCCUAAUGUUUAAAUUAAGGGAAAUGUAUUUUUAUUUGCACUCUGUUGUGUAACUGCUUAGGUGUAACAACUCAGACACAUACCAAAACUUUUAAGUAGGUUAUUUCUGACAAUAGGUCAAGGAUUUGU